GCAGUCUACCAUCGAUCAACGCGCGGGUGACUGCAGCAACGACAGUGCUGCGCGUGCCCACCACACUAGAACAGCGAGGCGUCACAACAAAGCUGGGUGUCUCACCUAAACACAAAGGAAGAAACAUCAGACAGUGAUGUGGAGAUCAAAUGACAUUUUGGUAGAGGAGAGACCAAGUAUGUCAUCAGCCUAUUUUGUCCAGCAACCUGAGCUUCAACAUACACAUCCUGACGAAGCAGCAGUUUGCAGCAUUAUGGAGCAAGAGGAAGGAAAGAUAGUUGAAGGUAUAGAGGAAGAAACAGAUGAGAUCAUGGAUUGUAAAGACAAACAGAACGUCCAGUCCACCCAGAGCACCAGCCUACCUGUAUCUCAAAGCCUAGCUAAUCAAAGUCAAGCAAGUGCUACUGAAUAUGCAACAAAUAUACAACAAAUAUACAACCCGGUUGGUAAACUCCAGGCUUCCUGUGAAUUGCCCUGUCCUCGCUGUGAAAGACGGUUUACGAGUAUUCAAGGCCUAGAACGCCACAUGCAAACACACACUCACAUACAGCACUUUAAAUGCAGUCGCUGCAGAAGGACCUUCAGUACGCUGUUUAGUCGUCGGAGGCAUGAGAAAAAACACGAAAACCGAAACCGAAAGCCGGAUCAUCGCUCAAACACCACCUACGCUGUCAGUCAGAAUGUGCCUGGCAGUAGUGAAACUGUGAACACUGUCCAUUUGUCUAUAGGAGACAAGGUAUUACCAAACCCAGAUCCAGUGAAGUACACUACAUCUGAUGGUAAACAGAAGGGUGCUUCCAAUAAAAACAAUGAUGCCAAAGCCUCAAACAUCUGCAAAUACUGCAAAAAAGCUUUUAGGACUCAUGCGAGUCUAAGAAGACAUCAACGCAGGAUCCAUGAGUGCCAACUUCUUCCUAAAAGAGUCUUUAAGAACGUCACAAUCACACAAGAAUCUGAGGGAGAAAAGCUUGUUGAACCCUCACAGGACUCUCAAACUACAAGCCCACAGUGUAUGGAGAACACCAGUCAGGAAAGAGAGUACAUGGUUGACAUCUCUAGCAACAUUUCUGAGAAUCUCAGCUUUUACAUAGAUGGCAAAAUUGUAUCGACAAGCGCUGUAAGUAACUGUGGGAUGAUUCAGAUGACCUCUGAGGGCUCUGUGAUUGGGUUAAAUGCUAUUAUCAUUAGUCCUGCUCAAAUCUCACAGGUUCUUAACUUAGAAGCUAAUACUUGCACCUCUGACCUGUCCGGGCAAUCCUCCACCAAACGCAGAACUUCCACCCCACCUCUACUCCCACAAAUAAAAACAGAAUUGGAAUCCGAAUCCAUCUUAACAGCCUCAUCGUCUUCUCUGUCUUUGUCACUGACCUCUACAUCAGGAACUACAUUGGUCGCAACUCAUCUGCCCGAGUCUACUGAGACCGUUGCCUUCCAUGGGGAGAGAGCUGUCUAUCUGUCUCCCAAACUCAAGCAGCUCCUCCAGAAUCAGGAUGGCAAACCAGCACUUGCUCUAAUUACAGAUGGCCAGAAGCUGGGCACUCCAUUAUCUCUAACUGUUUUACCUCCAACAACUAAAUUUAAGAGACGAACAACAUCCCCUCCCAGCUCCCCACAACAAAGCACUGAUUUGACUGUAGAAAGUGUCAUUCCAGAUCUUGACUCUGCAGAAACCAAGGAUUCAAAGUUGGAGAACCAUACAUCUCCAGGGUUGAGUUUUCCAUGCAAUGAUGGAGUUGGACAUUUGAACCUGACCACAAAGAACUCUGAUGGAGUUAAUAUGCAACACGUUAUGCCACUAGAGUGCUCUGUAUCAAUAACUGGUGGAAACUCUUGUAAUCAACAGCCAUUGGACCUCUCCAACGCAAUGAUCAAUGAGGCCUUACCAGAGUCCAUUUUAGAUUUAAGUGUUAGUGGAAAGAGCUUAGAUUGUGACUCAGAAGGAGUCUACCUCACUCAACCUGCUUUUAGGAAAAGUAAACCCCACUCUUUUAUGCUUCAGAAGGUUCUUAUGAAUGAGUGUAGUGGUGUAGACAUUCCCUCUGUUGACGUUCCUGCUACAGCAGAUGUCUUCGGUAGUCCUGACAUAACAAACUUUGCAGUCAUGGCAAUGCCUGAUUCAGGUCUGCCGAACCCUGAAAAACUUUUGUUUGAGUUUACUCUUACUUCUGCAUCACUUGAUUCAACCAUGUCUUUACUUGCUCCUGUCAAUAUCCAUACAGCUGCUCAAAUCCCUCCACCUCAAGUUGUAUCUUCUUCCUCUCCACCUUUUGUAUCCUUUCUACCUACUCCUACAGUAGAGCCCAAUCAAAUUCAAACCCUUUGCUCCACUCUCUUGGUAUCUGACACUGUGCCACCCACAAGCACUGUGGAAGACUGCAUUGAUAAUCCUGUACAUCUCACACGGGGUGAUUUGAAAGUGACAAUCCCUGACUGGGUGAGCUCUGUUCCUGGAGGCGUGACCCAAACCCUUAUACCUGCAGCCCCUUCACUGAAUUUACAAGGCCCUCAUUGGGUCUCAGAUCCAGCUUUUUGUGAAGUAGCCCAGAGAACAUUGGUAGUAGACUCUGUGUUAGCUUCUGAUGUGCAGAUGUUUCCUCCCUCUCUGCCUAUAAACCAAUCAGACAUCACUCCCUUGACCUUUCCCCCAAACACUGUUGUGAUUGAAUAUACUGUUGCACUGCAAUCUACUGAAAACAUUCUGCCGUCCCUUCAAGCGAAUUCUCUUCAGUGUGUCUCUGACAAUAUAUCUGUAGAUACAACAAUACAGCAAGAGCCUCAAUCACAGCCUCCCAGUCUUGAAAACUCCACUCCAUUGCUAACCACACAGUCAACACCAACAGAGCAGUCAUCAACGUCUACAGAUGGCACGCCAACCCUUACUGCUUCCAUCAGUGCUGUGAAAGAAGAGAGCAAGGAAGAAGGGAUGCUUAACUCAGUCAGCCCUGCCAAUGCUAAUAUUCAGACUUCUGACUACUCUGAACAGAACAACAAUGUGGAAGAUGAAUUAUCUUCCUUGCAUUUUUUUUGCAAGAACUUCAUGUGCAAUGUUUGUGAGCAGCCCUUUCAGUCUAUGAAGAGUCUCAGUCAACAUGUAAGUGAGCACUCCAAGGAGUGGCCUUAUAAAUGUGAAUUUUGUGUGCAGUUGUUUGACAGUGACACAGGUUUGCUGGAGCACCGUUCCAGUUAUCACGGCAUCGGUAAAAUCUAUGUCUGCAAAACGUGUUCUAAGGAAUUUGCUUUCCUCUGCAACUUGGAGCAGCAUCAGCGAGAUCUUCAUCCUGGUCAGGAGUGCUCACACACCGAGGUUGUGCAUGGCAAAUUAAGACCUGAAAAUCAUAAUAAUCCCAAAUCUGACAUCCAUGCAGACCUUCCCCUCAUAGAGGGUAAACGAGAAUCUGACAACACAACCUCAAAAGCAGAGGUGGGUGACUUGGGCUCGAACUCUAACGAAGAGUUGUAUACCACAAUAAAAACCAUGGCAUCUGGAGGGGUCAAGCCGAAAGGCCCAGAUGUACGACUAGGCAUUAAUCAACAUUACCCAAGUUUCAAACCGCCUCCGUUCCCGUACCACAACCGGACACCAACUGGGACAACAGUGGCAUCUGCUACGAACUUCACCACCCACAACAUCCCUCAGACCUUCAGCACGGCCAUUCGGUGCACAAAGUGCGGCAAGAGCUUUGACAACAUGCCCGAACUGCACAAGCACAUAUUAGCAUGUGCUAACGCUAGCGACAGAAAGCGCUACACUCCUAAGAAGAACCCCAUACCACUUAAGCAGUUUGCGAAAGCGCAAAACGGAGUGUUAUCACCUGCAAAGAUUGUAAAUAGUAGACAGAAUUUUACAAAGAAGCUUACCUUCCAUGAAUCACCAGUCAAAAUGAAUAUCCUGAAUAAGAAGAAAUCUCAACUGAUGCAAAAGAGCAGACCUGCAGGGGGAAGAAAGGCCUUUGCUCAAGAUGACCUGGGGGUUUAUGCAUGUCCUCACUGCAGCAGAGAGUUCACGUAUAACGCCAGCUUAAAGAAACAUGUAGCUUUUAGCUGCCCCAUGAGACCUGCCAUUGGAAAAACAAAGAAAAGAAACCUCUGCAUCGUUUCAGCCCAAGAGAACAACGGAAGCCUUCGGAGACAGAUAGCAAAUCCACAUGGAUCGAACCACGGUCCAAAAAUGAUAACAAAGAGUCAAAUCAACAAGCCAAACACAUCAGUCGACACCACUCAGAAUAUCAGACUUAAAAGAUCCACUGUUCUGUCGACAUCUGUUGUUCAGUCUAGUAAAAAUGGCAGCUUUAUACCGCAGAUAGUCCUCUCCUCUUCUGCACAGGUUAACUCUCAGGAAGCGGCUGUUCGGGUACAUGUUUUAGGGAAUAAAGUGGAGCAGAGAGUGAAGGAUGUAAAGAUACAGCCCAGAAGAGAGGAGUGUUUGUCUCUGAGGUUGAGGGAGAGAGCAGGAGGACCUGUUACUCGUAGCAUCCAGCAGUCCACCGCCACAACAGGACUCCUUAAACACUCGGACAGUCACAACAUCAUCAUGCGUCCUGUGGUUUUACAAGUCAAGGAAUAAAAAUUGUGAAAUGAACAGAAAGUAUUGAUGUUAGCUAUUGUCAAGUGACUGGAUAUUGUUUAAAGCUCUCUUUGUUUAGGGUACCAAUUGAAAGACUAAAAUUAGAAUUCACUUAAUUUUUUAAUGGUUCAACACCUCAAAUAAAGCAAACUAUAGGAUCUUCAGUCAAACAGUAUGAACGUGAUCAUCUGACCAACUAGUCUUGUGUAAAUAUUUUUGCUGUCUGGAACAUUUUGUUGUGCUGGUGUAGAGGGUGCUCACCCCCAUAUAUCUGGAUAUUUAUUGUGCUACAGAAUUUAGUUCCUAUACCCUUUUCUACCACACCUGCUGUAGUUUUCAACUGCCCACGAAAACCUUCAUAACGUCGCUGUCGGAUUGAAACCUUGCAUCUCCAUUUUUCUCCAUUUCAGUUUUUUCAUAAAUUAUUAGUUACUCUUCAUGUUUGUGUUUGGGCUUUGCAAAUAUUUAACCAAUUAAAAAUAUUAAAAAGAGCUCAUCAACUUUGACAACACAGCGUUUAAUUCAUAAAAGUGGUGUGUUUUUUUAUUUCCUGUAAAGUGGCAGUUUUUGAGGUACAAGCUUUCAGUCUAACAGCAGCGAUAAGCAGGUUUUGCAUUGGAUUGGAAAAAAAGCCUGUUUAGGUAAAGAAUCAAGCAGCCCUGUGUUAACAGAUUACAAAAAAAACAUACAAAUGCCAUGUUAGAGAGUGUUUACAUUGCUGGGAGAGUGGUGGUCUCUUGCACUUUAUACUGUGCAUCAAAGCUAUUCAGUUUCAUUCCUGUUGAGCCACCGUACUGUUGAGUUUCAGUCCGUAAUUUUUCUUACACAUAAAAGGAUCGAGAACUCAAAGGAAUAGUUCACCUUCAAAAAGAAAAUUCUGUCAUCAUUUACUCACCCCGUUGUCAUUUUAAACCUGUGUGAUUUUCUUCUGCAAAACAAAAAAGAAGAUAUUUUGAAAAAUGUUGGUUAUACCAAAAGCCAUUGGUCCCCAUUGACUUCUAUUGUACUGACCAGACAAAACCAGUGUUCUGUUACCAACAUUUUUCAAAAUAUCUUUUGUUUCUUCUGCAGAAGAAAGAAAGUGAUACAGGUUUGAAAUGACAUGAGGACGUGUAAAUAAUGACAGAAUUUUCAUUUUAAAGGUGAACUAUGCCUUUAAGGUUACUCUUUAAAAGGAGGGUUAACGGGAUACUUCACCCAAAAAUGAAAAUUCUGUCAUCAUUUACUCAUCUCCGAGUUGUUCCAAAUCUGUAAAAGUGUUGUUGUUCUGAUGAACACAGAGAAAGAUAUUUGGAAGAAUUCUUAUAACCAGACAUAUUUUGCCCCCCAUUGACUCCCAUAGUAGGAAAAAUUACUUUAUCAUUUUUUUGGUUCUUUUGAACACAAAAGAAGACAUUUUGAAGAAUGUAUGACAACAAACAGUUCUGGGGCACUUUUGACUACCAUUGUAUUUUUUCCUUCUAUGGUAGUCAAUGGGGGGCAAAAUCUGUCUCGUUAUAAGCAUUUUUCCAAAUAUCUUUCUCUGUGUUCAUCAUAACAAAGACAUUUAUACAGAUUUGGAACAACUCGAGGGUGAGUAAAUGAUGACAGAAUAUUCAUUUUUGGGUGAAGUAUCCCUUUAAAUCUAAACUCUUCACGAGGGUGGCCAUCCAGGAGCUGAUUUUAUAGCCCUUCUGUAGAUCAUAUUCAUCUGUGUCUGAUGCACUGCAAUAAAAUCUAUUUAUUACUACUAAUUAUUUAUUAAUGUAAGUAUUCAGUGUUUAGGGGAAGACGGAUGUGUCUUAGUGAAGUUUACAGAUCAUGCAUUGUAACUGACUUUUGUAGGUGUUGUUGUGUUUUAUUUGUUAUAUACUGUAUGUGUAGCAUGCCAGAGGUCUAAUGUAUGAAUGAUAGUGUGAGUGUUGGUGUAUCACACUCUGCAAUAUAGCAGAAAGAAGGCAAGGCACAGAAUAUGCAGUAUACUGAAAACAUAUGUGCUCAAAUGGCAGGGUUUAUGUAUGUUCUGUUCACAAAGAAUAUUUAAUUGUUCAAACUUCUCUCUGUCUUUUCUGUAUUUCUUGUGUUUUAUUACGUUUAGCUUCAUUAUCAACAAAAUGAUGUUGGACUGAUCUUAUUAAUAAUAUAAUAAUACA
Molecule: messenger RNA, 6696 nt
Organism: Triplophysa rosa
Lineage: Eukaryota; Metazoa; Chordata; Actinopteri; Cypriniformes; Nemacheilidae
Gene: prdm2a
Product: PR domain containing 2, with ZNF domain a
Exons: 3
Coding region: 137-4564 (1475 amino acids)
Cellular component (GO): nucleus
Source: RefSeq, a predicted model, not a curated record